CCUGCAUCGGGAUUAUUAUUUACAUUUCCAUAUUUUUAUCCUGAACAGUAGGGAGGGAUUUUUAAUUGUAAAAUCUGUUCAUGUUCUACACUUUGGAAGGGGCCUCGAGCAUUCUCAUAAAGUUCUGGCCGUACUUACUAUUAGGAGCAGACGACAAAGAGAUGUUGCAAAAGAAGUGGGAGUGAUAUGAUGAUAAUUUGAUCAGUCCACAGAGUCCGAUACCGUGCCAAUUAUGGAUCCGACAGUAGAACUGUCCAACAUGGAUUCUUCCUACCCGGAGCGAAAUACGGUUGAAAACUCAAGGAAUAAGACUUCCCUGGAAGGAAUUAAACCAUCGGAAAAUACAAUGCUUUCCAAAAACAACAUACAGACUUAUACCGACGAGGAACAAAUCGAAAUACCAGAUAUUACCGAGGGACACUUCAGCUUUAGAAAAUUGUGGGCAUUCACUGGUCCCGGAUUUUUAAUGUCCAUUGCGUACCUUGACCCUGGAAAUAUAGAAUCAGAUUUACAGGCUGGAGUUGCAGCAAGUUAUAAGCUAUUAUGGGUCUUGUUAAGUGCGAACAUUCUCAGCCUUAUCAUGCAAAGACUGAGUGCCAGACUUGGCGUAGUAACUGGAACACAUCUAGCCGAGAUGUGUUAUAUGCAAUACAAAACUGUUCCACGAUUCAUACUGUGGAUUAUGGUAGAAAUCGCCAUCGUAGGUAGCGAUAUGCAGGAAGUUAUAGGCACAGCGAUUGCCUUGUAUCUGCUCUCCAACAAAGCGAUACCGCUAUGGGGAGGAGUCUUGAUAACGAUAGUGGAUACUUUCACGUUCUUAUUUCUAGAUAAGUACGGAUUGCGAAAGCUAGAGUUUUUUUUUGGAUUUCUUAUUACCGUAAUGGGAAUCACGUUUGGAUACGAGUACAUUGUGACUUCACCACCGCAAGGUGAAGUAGUUGCCGGAUUGUUUACACCAUGGUGUAAGAAUUGUGAUACAGAUGCAAUAACACAGGCAGUCGGAAUCGUUGGAGCAGUUAUAAUGCCUCAUAAUCUUUAUCUUCACAGCGCUCUUGUUAAGUCUAGAAAAAUCGACAGGACAAAAAAAGUUCAAGUGCAAGAUGCAAACAUGUACUUCUUCACGGAAGCCUGCAUUGCAUUAUUUGUUUCAUUUAUAAUAAACAUAUUCGUCGUUUCUGUAUUCGCGUACGGGCUUUUCGAUAAAUCAAAUGAGGACGUGUAUAACAUGUGCUACGAAAACAACUUCACCCUGGGAAUAGAAACAUUUGAGAACAAUACCGAUGAGGUCGAAGCUGAUCUCUAUCACGGUGGGAUAUACUUGGGUUGUCAAUUUGGUGCUGCCGCUAUGUAUAUCUGGGGCAUAGGAAUUUUGGCAUCUGGUCAAUCCUCGACGAUGACUGGAACGUAUGCUGGUCAAUUUGCAAUGGAAGGAUUUUUGAACCUGCAAUGGCCAAGGUGGAAGCGAGUCUUGGUUACUCGUGUAAUUGCAAUCAUUCCUACGCUGGCCGUAGCUUUUAGAGCAAGCAUCUAUAACCUCAGUACAAUGAACGAAUUGUUGAAUGCUGUGAUGAGCUUGCAGUUGCCAUUUGCUGUGUUGCCGACCAUAGGAUUUACAAGUAGUUUGCAAAUAAUGGGAGACUUCAAAAACGGAUUGACAAACAAAAUCGUCUCCUGCACCUUAGGCGUUGUAGUCUUUGCUGUGAAUAUUUACUUUGUCAUUGUCACCGUAGAAGAACGAGUUACAAAGCAUUGGGCAAUAUUACUUGCGAUUGCGGUCUAUGCCAUUUUGUAUGUACUGUUUUGUAUAUACCUCGUUAUACAUACAGCUAUCCACAUGGGUGCAACUCGUUUGACUGACAACGCGCUUAUCGCCAAGUAUGUAGGCCAUCCGCGAGACUUUAAUCCCGAGUUAUCCAGUCAAGUGCCUUACACAAUGCAAGGAUGAAAACUUGCCAACUUUCGCACUAGUAAUAAAAUCGAAGGGCCUAAGAAAUUUGUAAAAUUAUUUCUUACAAACUAGCAUGGAAAGCAGGAUGUAAUAUAUUCUAUGAGAUACAGUGAAAAUAGAAAAAAACUUGCAUAGAUCGGUACACCCGACUAUUGGUUAUUAAUAUUUAUUAUAGAUUGAUAAUUAUUUUCUGAAGCUAUACAUCACAUAGAAAAUUUGUAAAUUAGUGAAACUACAGAAAUUUAGUUACCAUAUUCACGCAGCUCAU
Molecule: messenger RNA, 2216 nt
Organism: Diprion similis
Lineage: Eukaryota; Metazoa; Arthropoda; Insecta; Hymenoptera; Diprionidae
Gene: Mvl
Product: protein Malvolio
Exons: 11
Coding region: 233-1945 (570 amino acids)
Biological process (GO): metal ion transport; manganese ion homeostasis; response to manganese ion
Cellular component (GO): apical plasma membrane
Molecular function (GO): iron ion transmembrane transporter activity; manganese ion transmembrane transporter activity; cadmium ion transmembrane transporter activity
Source: RefSeq, a predicted model, not a curated record